Molecule: messenger RNA, 1632 nt
Organism: Dentiscutata erythropus
Lineage: Eukaryota; Fungi; Glomeromycota; Glomeromycetes; Diversisporales; Gigasporaceae
Source: the annotation of a GenBank genome assembly
ACAUAUACAUCUCAUCGACCUUCUGGGGACAUUCCGGGAUUAAAAGUAGUUCAAGGAGAUACUUACAAUAAAGGCACGAUUUUAUUACGACUUAAGCAAAAAACUACGGAUAUAUGUGAACCUGCAAUAUAUUUGCGUCUUUUACACCCAAAUAAUACCUGGACAAUAUUAAAUUUACUUCCUAAAGAAAUAUCUACAGAAAACUAUUGCGCCCCUUAUCAAAAAAAAAGAAGUCUACUAGAAUCUAAUAAGGAGCAUAAAAAGCAUAAAAGGCAUAAUAAGAUUAAGACUUCAAUUAGUAAAGAAUGCUCAUCGACCACGACAAAAUGCACUACGACAUUAACGACUUCAAAAUGUACAACAUCGACCAAGAAAACUUUAAAAUGUACAACAUCGAUCACGACUUCAAAAUGUACAACGACCCCAACGAAGACUUCAAAAUGUACGACGAUCCCAACAACAUCAAAAUGUACUACAUCGACCACAACUUCGAAAUGUUCAACAACAACAUCGGAAUGUACCACUAUCAAUCAUCAUAAUAGCGAAACUUGUACUUCCAAAGAACCAACUAUUCACCCAACUAUUCAUCCAACUUGUACUUCCAAAGUACCAACUAUUCAUCCAAUUUAUACUAAAUCUAAGCAUACUAUUUAUUCAACAAAACCUUGCACAACUAAAACAACUAAAGCAACUAAAGCAACUAGUGGCGAAUGUGGCGGACAUACUAUCACAAAAACCAUAAUAAUCUCGACUGGCGGGGAUGGUGGCGUAACAACUGUCACAAAAACGAUUGGUGGAACAACAAUCACUAAAGUUGUGGGUGACGCAACAACUGUCACUAAAGUUGUGGGUGACGCAACAACUGUCACUAAAGUUGUGGGUGGCGCAACAACUGUCACUAAAGUUGUGGGUGGCGCAACAACUGUCACUAAAGUUGUGGGUAGCGGUGGUGACGGAGGAACAACUGUCACUGAAGUAACAACGAUGAUAAUACCCGUACCUAUGCCUGUCACAAGAACAUUUGAAACAGUUGUCACAGAAACAUUAGUAACUUCAGUUAAUGGAGAACCUUCAACGAUAUUGGUACCUAUCACACAAAUUCAAACUACAACUAUUGGUGGCGGUGGCACACAAACAAUAGUAACUACAAUUAAUGGCGAAACCACAACACUGAUAAUACCUGUGCCCAUCACACAACCAGCUAGUACGAUACCUGCGCCUGGCGAAACAACAACAAUAAUAGUACCAGGACCUAAUGGUGGCGAAAGCACAAUAAUAACUACAAUAAGCGGUCAAACCACGACAGUACCAGUGGCAACCACAAUUAAUGGUCAACCCACAACAGUAUUAAUAACCACUAUAGUACCAGUAAUACCGGUACCUAGCGAAAAUACAAUAGUUACUACAAUUAAUGGUCAAACUACAACAAUUUACUCGACUGUGCCAACUAUACCUUUUAGUCAACCGACGAACGGAGAAACUGUUUCGACUGUAGAAACUACAAUUGGUGGAACUCCAACUACAUUCAUAGCAACCAUACCAACGACCGACGUAAUUGUUUCGACUGGAGAAACUACAAUUGAUGGAACUCCAACUACAUUCACAACAACCAUACCAACGACCGGAGAAACU